AUAAUAACAGCAGGAAGAAGUCCGGCUGGGCAGCAUCAUGCCCGCUGCUGUGAUCAUGGAGGAGAACUUUGAUCAGUUAUUGGAUCAGUGUGAAGCUCAGGAGCUGGAGGCUCCAGGAGGCAUCGCAACUCCCCAGGUCUACGCUCAGAUGUUAGCGCUGUAUCUGCUGAACAAUGACAUGAACAACGCCCGCUAUCUGUGGAAGAGGAUUCCUCAGGCCAUAAAAUCAGCUAACCCUGAGCUAGCAGCUAUCUGGGCCGUCGGCCAGCGCAUUUGGCAGAGAGACUUCCCAGGGAUCUACACGACCAUCGCAGCCCACCAGUGGUCCGAGAAUAUCCUUCCUGUCAUGGAGGCCCUCAGAGCUGACAUGAUGAAGAUGAUGGCCAUCCUCCUCCUCACCAUGAUGUUGUCCACAGAGAGCAGCAGGCAGCGGGCCUACAGCCUGGUGGCGCAGGCCUACACCUCCAUCACAGCCGAAGACUUCGCUGCCUUCGUGGGCUACUCGGUGGAGGAGGCGGUGAAGGGUGUGGUGAGUCAAGGCUGGCAGGCCGACCCAGCAACCAGGAUGGUAAUGCCCAAGAAGCCAGACCCGCCCCCGGUGUCGCUGGUUCCUAACGAGCAGCAGCUGGCCCGCCUCACCGACUACGUGGCGUUCCUAGAGAACUGAAGGCUCCCCUGGUUCCGCCGGAGGAGAGGCCACCGCUCCUCCUGAUGGACUGACCUCCGGCUUCAUCCCAUGACCCCGCCCAUGCUCAGACGGCGACGAUGAUGAUUGGCUGUUUGCAGCCGCCUGAUGUGUAAAUAGCUCUGAUUAUUAUUGUUUCUGACAAACAUGGAGAGAACCCAGUCCAGUUUCCACCCGAUUUCCAGUUUUGGCUGCUGAAUAAACGUGUUUCUGUUUCUACUG
This is a messenger RNA of Xiphophorus maculatus (southern platyfish), 907 nucleotides long. RefSeq names its product COP9 signalosome subunit 8 (gene cops8). Gene Ontology annotation, cellular component: COP9 signalosome. Gene Ontology annotation, biological process: COP9 signalosome assembly; protein deneddylation. The record is from RefSeq and is a predicted model, not a curated record. The coding region runs from base 38 to 667 and encodes 209 amino acids. The transcript has 7 exons. Lineage: Eukaryota; Metazoa; Chordata; Actinopteri; Cyprinodontiformes; Poeciliidae.